Saccharomyces mikatae IFO 1815 is the source of this 2529-nucleotide messenger RNA. RefSeq names its product cullin RTT101 (gene RTT101). The record is from RefSeq and is a predicted model, not a curated record. The transcript has a single exon. Lineage: Eukaryota; Fungi; Ascomycota; Saccharomycetes; Saccharomycetales; Saccharomycetaceae. The coding region runs from base 1 to 2529 and encodes 842 amino acids.
AUGAUGCAUGAGAGCGCUUCCAAGAGGGGAUCAUACCAUGAAUCUCCAAUUAGAGAAGCAAAUACAAUUAGCACUUCGAGUCUGUACCAUCUAUUUAACAAUGAGAAAAACCCCAAGUACCAAAAAAUGAUCGCUGAGCUGCAUGAGUUCUUUAAUUUCACUUUAAGCGAAACUAUAAGCGUAACUGACAUAAAAGAGUUGGAAUGUGAUAAUGAAAAGGUCGCUACAUUUCGAAGGAUAAUGCCGAGGAUGUUAAAUAAUUGCCGUGAAUUAACGCAAAGGAAAACAUAUAUUUCUUUUAAUUUAGGACUAAAUGGAAAUGAUGAGAAGCAAAAGAAAUUUCAACUUUUACAUCAACAUCAAAUCGUACUCAGCUUUCAGGAAUUUUGUGACGAACUGACAAAGUUGAUUGUUAAUUCGCAUGUUCUUGACUUUUUGACGAAAUGUGAUUAUUCUUUCGAGAUUAUAUCUAAGCAUUGGACCUCGUUUUAUAACCGAUUUAGGUAUGCAAUGGGCGCUCUUGGUCCUAUUAUAUCAUAUGUGCCUGUGAAUUAUCCUAUGAUAAGAAAAGAACUCGGAUUUGAAGACUUAACUGUGUUUGAAUACUAUGAUUUCAAACUUUUUGACUGUAUUAACUCUUAUCUCAAAAAAGAAUUUACGGCCCUUGUGACCGCUUCUGUUCAUCAUUAUAUCCAUAUGUUUCCAAUAACCAACGUAAUGUUAGAAAAAGAAGUUCCUAUGCUGCGUAUCAUGUCUAACUGUAAUUUUUCUGUGGACAAUAUGAGUCCCAAAGAUUUUUAUAUGAAAACUCUCAAGAACUAUUCUAAUGAGGAAUCAAAUUUAGAACCAAGACUGGAAACUUUCAAGAAUUUCAAAAUGCUACUAACGAGGAAUGCAUUACUAGCAUCGUUAUUUUUUCCUGAUUGGGUCAGUGACGCAAAUGAUUUAUUCAUAAACCAUUUACUGUUGAAUAAAAAGUCAAUCAGCGAGUACAUAGAAAUUGCAAAAAACACAUAUGAUGAAGAUAAACAACGGUAUAUCAAAACAGAGACUUUUUUCAGUUUAUCAAUGUUUAAAAAUGCUUUCGAAGCGAGAAAUAUGCUGGAAUUAUUUAAGGAAUUUUGUGAUGAGGCUAUUUCGGAGAAGUUAAGAGCGGCAUACGGGUUUAACCAUGAUACGGAAAAAUUAUUUGAUGAGGUGAUUCAACUAGCUAACAUAGAUCACCUUAAAAUAUACUCUGAUUCCAUUGAAUACCAUUUAUGCGAUUUGCUCGGAAGCACUAGUAAAGCGAUAGAACAAUACGUCAAGUAUUUUGAAUCGUGCUUAUUCAAGCUUGUUAAAAAAAUGAAAAUAAAAAAAUCUGACUAUUCCAGAGAUAUGAAAAUGAAGUAUCUCAACGAUAAUCUUCCCAUAUUAAGAUUGAAGUUUGUCAAUCUCCCCACAUUUCCCAAUUUCUUUGAAAGAUCAAUCUUCAGAAAAACAAUCUUGCAGAGCGAUCAGAACUCCCCUUUCAUUAAGGAUAUAUUGCCAGUUUACAAAGAUGGUCUGAUAGAACUCUUCAAAGAAAGAAUUGUUACAAAUGUCUCACGAGAAGAUGAAAUUCAGUAUCGAGAUCAAUAUCAACCCUACAAAUCGCAAUUUUUUCAAGUGACGGAGGUUAUGGCGGAUUUAAGGAUCAAAUAUGCAUCAUUCUUAUCUUUUUAUGAGAAUAUUGAAGCUGCUGUUAAGUUUGGUAAAGAGUAUAAUGAAAACAACAAUAAUUUAUUUUUCCCACUGAUUUUUGAUAGAGAAAGAAUUCCAAAGGGGUUUCAGCAACCUAAUAACGAACUAAAGAACAAUUUCAUCCUACCUCAAGAAAUGGAUGAUGCGUGGAACAAGUUUCUCUGUAACUAUCAUAAAAAUAAGGUCGAAAACUCAGAUACUUCCAUGAAAGAGCUAUGUCCGAUGUGGAACUUGCAUCACUGUGAGGUGGAAUCAACCUAUGUUAUACCUGAUGGAUGCAGUCUGACAUUCGAAUUAACUCUUUUCCAAACGUGCGUGCUGAUUCUAUUUAACGAAUGUGAUCAUUUGACGUUACAGGUCAUAGCAGAGCGAACAAAUCUCGCACACAAGGACUUGUUACCAAUAUUAAAAUCAUUUUUAAACUACAAAAUUUUAAUAAAAGACAACAACAACACAUACUGUAUUAACGAGAACUUUAAACCUGAUUUGAAAAAAGUAAAAAAUGGGAAACUACGUGUGGUGCUACCGAGAAACACCUCUAUGCAAAGCAGCAAUACGGGCGAUUCAAGAAGUAGCUCUGCACACCACGAAGGAAGUAAUUAUCAGUGGACUCAAGAACUAUUAAGGGCAUGCAUAACCAGAUCCAUCAAGAGUGAGAGAGAUGGACUCAGUUACGACCAUCUAUUCGAGACAGUGAAGCGGCAAAUAAAAGGCUUCAGUGUUGGUGAAUUCAAAGAUGCCUUGGCAGAAUUGUUGCGAGACAAAUUCAUAACCAAAGACGAAUCUACGGAUACUUACAAAUAUUGA